AUGGAUUCUUCUUCUUCUUCGGUGGCGAGGAAGAACACCAAAUUGUCCGUGAGAAGAAAACCUAGUUUCAAGAAAACCACGAAUUUGGGCAUGAGGGAACAGACCCUUCUCAAGAAAGCCUUGGAGCUUUCGACUCUAUGCGAGAUCGAAGCCUGUGUACUCCAUUACAGCCGCGACGGAGAACUCAUCCAGACAUGGCCCGAGGAUCAUUCAAAAGUCAGAGACUUGGCCGAGAGGUUUAGCAGAUUAAGCGAUAGAGAAAAACUCAAGAAAAGCUCAAACCUUUUUCAAUUCCUAAACAAGAAGAUGAACGACGAGACGAAGAGAUCCCUCGAGGGUAAAGACGAUGGUAAAUUCUCACAGAGAGUCUCGGAGAUUGAAGCUUCUUUGCAAAAUAUUCAACAUAUAUUACAGGACAGGCGUAGCCGGGUUCUUCAGCCCCAAGAUCAUCAGACCGAGCCAGAUCAAAAUCAAAACUUUAUGGUUCCUUCCUCUGCCUUCAUCUUCUUCACUAUCCAAGGAUCCGCUGACGAAUUUCUCAAACGAUCAGAGCCCUCUUGCGGGUUUGUCCGAUUGUGGGUCCGAACAAAGUUAAGAAGUUAG
This is a messenger RNA of Thlaspi arvense, 603 nucleotides long. NCBI's taxonomy places the organism in Eukaryota, Viridiplantae, Streptophyta, Magnoliopsida, Brassicales, Brassicaceae. The record is from the annotation of a GenBank genome assembly.